Spea bombifrons (plains spadefoot toad) is the source of this 1531-nucleotide messenger RNA. It is a transcript of the gene FOXN3, whose product is annotated as forkhead box N3. Gene Ontology annotation, biological process: regulation of DNA-templated transcription. NCBI's taxonomy places the organism in Eukaryota, Metazoa, Chordata, Amphibia, Anura, Pelobatidae. The transcript is spliced from 5 exons. Bases 407 to 1291 code for a protein of 294 amino acids. Gene Ontology annotation, molecular function: DNA-binding transcription factor activity; cis-regulatory region sequence-specific DNA binding. Gene Ontology annotation, cellular component: nucleus. The record is from RefSeq and is a predicted model, not a curated record.
UGCGAGUGAGCGAGCGAGCGAGGGAGGGAGGGGAACCCAGGAGCUCUCACACUCAAAAUGGCCCUGAGAUAAAGGAGGAGAAAUCUUAUCUCCAGCCAGCAGAAGGACGAGGCGAUGGCUGCUUCCCACCCCCGGUCUUCCUGCUGCCCCUGCGCCCAGCGCAGCUGUCAGGGGGUAUCUUGCACUUCAUUUGGGGGGCUCACCGGGAGGACUUAAUAACUUCUCUGCGAUGUUUGGGGCUCCUUCAAGUUACUUUCAAGCUUUACUGGAUUUCUGCAGCUGCUGCGAAGGAGUCUGAUUACCCAGCCAGGGGGUAUCUGUACCCAGCCAGGGGGUAUCUGUACCCAGGGGUCUCUGAUGUGACAGUCUCUGGACCCCUCUGCUUUGUCACAGAGUCUUCGCCUAAAUGGGUCCAGUCAUGCCUCCCAGUAAGAAGGCGGAAGGCACCGGAAUCAGUGUUUCCAGCCAGUGUUACCGGAGUAACGCGCCGUCGAACCCUCUGCACGAUGACUUCGACCUAGACUUCCCGCCGCCCGCCGUCAAAAUCAACAAGGAGAAGGGGGCCAUGGAGGACGAGGAGCUCACCAACUUGAACUGGUUGCACGAGAGCAAAAACUUGUUGAAGAGUUUCGGGGACAGCGUGUUACGGAGCGUCAGCCCGGUGCAGGACGUUGACGACGACACCCCGCCGUCGCCCGCCCAGUCGGAUAUGCCCUACGACGCCAAGCAGAACGCCAACUGCAAGCCGCCGUACUCCUUCAGCUGCCUCAUCUUCAUGGCCAUUGAGGACUCGCCGACCAAGAAGCUGCCGGUCAAGGACAUAUACAACUGGAUCCUAGAACACUUUCCGUACUUCGCCAACGCCCCCACGGGGUGGAAAAACUCUGUGAGGCAUAACCUGUCCUUAAACAAGUGUUUCAAGAAAGUCGACAAGGACAGAAGUCAGAGUAUUGGAAAAGGAUCGCUCUGGUGUAUAGACCCGGAAUACAGACAGAACCUGAUCCAAGCCCUGAAAAAGACUCCCUACCACCCGUAUUCCCACGUAUUCAACACCCCCCCCACCUCUCCUCAGGCAUAUCAAAGCACAUCUGUCCCUCCCCUUUGGACGGGAAGCACCUUUUUCAAGAAGAAUGGGGCCCUUCUCCAAGUGUCUCCAGGCGUGAUACAGAAUGGAAGCCGCCUGCUGAACCGAGGGAUCUUCCCGGGAGUCCGGCCGCUGCCGAUUAACCCCAUCGGGAGCAUGGCUGCUGCAGUGAGGUGCGUACUCCACAAAGGGGCCGCUAAAAGGUGACACAAUGUUACCAUCAGAACGCCAUGGAUUGUUAGCUCUUUGGUCCAAUCUCGCCCCAGGGUAUAAUACAUGCCGAGUACAGGGGGCACGAAUAAAAGUAAUGAAGUCAGCCCCCCGAUAUGUUUAACACCUGGCGCUUUUUUGGGUAAAAAAUGCCUUUUGGCUGACUAUCUGUAACACGCAGGAGGUUGAGCGAGACGAGGAUCUGACGGAGGAGACGGCUGAUUACUCUGAUAAUCA